UUGUACCAGCAGGUUACAAUGAUCAGUAUUGUUGCCUGCAGUGACAAAGUUGGUACUCUGCCUGGGCUAUAGUCUCAGAUAUGGACGGCUGCCCGGCUCCACUGUUCGUCAUCGCGUUUUUUCCAGCAGCGUCCGCCUGCGUAUGCAUGUAUGCGACCGACGGGCUGAUUUCAUAACGUGGGGAGGAAGAGUGGAAUGGGGCUUUGAGAGAACGGAUGAACGCCAGACCCGGUAGGCUCUAUGCGCCAACAGUGUUGUUGUUGUCUGUAUUCCGGGGCCAUGCAGACGGUGCACUAGAGGAGAUGCGGUAGUGGAGGCUGCUGAUGCUGCUGCUGCUGCUGCUGUCCGAUCAGCUGUUAUUUGUGUCUCCAGCAUCCUAUAGCCGUGACGGCCCAACGCAUCGAGAUCAAGGUUCCGGAGCCAGGGACGCCACCGUAGUAGACCGGAUAGCACAGGAUGGAGUUCAAGCAUCUCGUGGAGGCGGCGGAGAAAUGGUGCUCCGGUAACCCGUUCGACCUCAUCUUCGCCGAGGAGGACGACGAGAGGCGGCUGGACUUUUACGCAGAACCCGGCGUCUCCUUCUACGUGCUGUGUCCUGGAGGCACCGACAGCUUCCAUGUGUGGAGUGAGAGUGAGGACUGUCUUCCCUUCUUACAGUUGGCCCAGGACUACAUUUCCUCCUGCGGGAAAAAGACUCUGCUGGAGGUGCUGGAGAAGGUCUUCACGUCCUUCAGGCCUCUCCUGGGUCUUCCUGACAUAGAAGAUGACAGUUUUGAACAUUACCACGCUGACAUGGAGGGGGAACCGGGGCCCGACCAUCAGCAGAUGGGGGUCAGUCAGCAGUGAUGAGCCCAGCGAGGAGUCCCAGGACCUCAACUCAUCAGCCCAAACACUUAACAAACCCUCUCCACACUCCUCGUUAAAUAUACAUAGAUACACACAUACACACAGAUAUGGUCAACUUGCUAAAAAUGCACCAACAUGUUCUUGAAUGUCUCAGUGGCUUUGCUUCUCAAUGAGUGCACUUUUGUUGCACUGCGUUGAUCCCCUUCCACACACACACACACACACACACACACACACACUCACACAUACACAUACACUCUUACAUACACAAGUGGGCUACGUGAGCAGCAACCUUGUACAAUGCAACUAUCAUAAUCAUUCACCAUCUGGUUAGUUAAAGUUACACAGCACAGCAAUAUUACAUCAGUCUCAGCUGGCUUUGUUAUGCAGAAAUACAGUCAGAUGGUACCGCAAUACACAUUUCCCCUGUGGCUUUAGAGAUGAAUGUGAGAGAUAACCUACUUUUCUGGUUUUCUGUUGACACAGAGGACACACCAGAGUAAGAUAAAGGGUAAAAUCUGACUGUUUGUGGCUUUGUGAGGCAACUGGAGUGACACACAUCCACAAGGAAGAAAGGCGAGGGAAAUCUAGUAACAAAGAGCGGCGUAAUUUUCCACUUAAACAGAGGGAAAAGUUGGAGGGAACUGAGGAUGUAUAGCUAUGACGUAGAUCCAGGUGGCUGUUAGAGGCCUCAAACACUCCUGGUUUAAGUGCUCCAACAGCUAAAUGAAUCAUUUUUACACAUUAGCUCCUCAUGUGGAAAUCAAAGUGUGCAGCUUUACAGUAGCAUGGAUCAUUUCUUAAGGUCGUGCCGUGUCUCAGUGUUUCCAAAGGCAGUGCACAUUAGAGAUUUGUAGUCACUUUUUCGAAUACGUUUUCAGCAAGCGUUACUAUCAUAUGACCGUCACAACAAAGGCCCAUGCUGCAGCUGAAGCCCUUCCCGGUUUGGGUGUCUCAUUGUCACAUGACACCUCAGUUCUAUUGUCCUGUAGUCUUCCUGGUUGGUGGUUCACACUUUGCCCUAUUUUUUCUCAGCACAAUCCGUUGGGAUAACUUCCUUAAGUCAGAAUAAAAUCCCCCUUCCCUGCCCGCGUUGUUUUAAGUUGAUCUGCUUGUUUCUAGAAUUCUCUGAGACAUCAGUUUGAUAGGUGCACACCCAUAUAUCCCUGAACGGUAUCAUAGGGGAGAGAAAACAUUAGCCGACCUCUGCCUGUACCCUGUUCUUUCUAAUAUCACAGUGUGUUGUUGUAUGUCACAUCCAGUUCACUGCAAUGCUUCAGCCUUCCCUUCCCUCCCCUCCCCUCCCCUCUCCCCCAUCGCCUUCGAUCCCGCAGCCAAAAAAACAUGCAAGACUGUUUCAGAGAUUUCUGUUAUAGCCUGAUUUACUUUGGCUUGUAAAUGUUUUUGUGUUUUUAUUGCCUAUCUGAGUGUUUCUCCUGCAGUGUAUCUUCUGUUUGUCCUCAGAUGUGUGUGAGGUUGUUCAAUAAACCGUGUCAAAAGAG
Molecule: messenger RNA, 2348 nt
Organism: Sphaeramia orbicularis (orbiculate cardinalfish)
Lineage: Eukaryota; Metazoa; Chordata; Actinopteri; Kurtiformes; Apogonidae
Gene: mturn
Product: maturin, neural progenitor differentiation regulator homolog (Xenopus)
Exons: 3
Coding region: 457-846 (129 amino acids)
Biological process (GO): regulation of signaling; positive regulation of megakaryocyte differentiation
Cellular component (GO): cytoplasm
Source: RefSeq, a predicted model, not a curated record